AUGGACUUUCCCGGAAGUGCCAGUACCAAUGUGCAUCUCAUUGAUGGCUUCUCCACGAUUUACUGGAGGAUAUACACGGAAGAGACAGGCAUUGCGAACAACCCACCGGAAGGUCCGCCCAAUGGUUAUACUAUUUUGAAGCAUCUUAGUCGUCUCAAAGAUCUAGAAGCCAAGUUGCGAAUUCUCAACUGCUUGGCUUCGUGCCCGAGGCGUCUUGGGUUAUGGGUUUUCUCCCCCACUCCGGACUUCGAAAGUCUACAUGAUUUGUAUAUGAAGGAGGGAAAUGAAAUUUCCAAGAAGAUACUACUUGAUACAACCGUUCUUAAAGUCUCCGCAUCGGGCAGCAUCGCAUCCCAGGAUUUGAUCAGAAGCCUUUCGUCAGAGACACAAAACCAAGCCGGGCAGCAAAGACCCCAACAAGGCCAAUCAACCCCGAGACGACCCGAAAGCCAUAGCAGUUCCGCUGCUAUCUAUGCCUCCUUUAUUUCUGCCGUUACCGGUGCAAUCAGCCUACAUAUAAUUCGCUCUCACGGCGCCUUUCCACUUGGCUCCCGUACUUUAUUUACGGCGGUGGAGAAUUUGGGCUACGAGAGCCCACGUAUCGAUAACGACAGCCCGUUUUCCAAAGCUUGCCUGACCUCACUAAAUAUACAACUGAACGCCUCGGGGACAUUGAUGAUUUCAACGCAAACGAUAUCUCAAGUUGGAAUUUCACGUCUCUGCAGCUCCCGUGACAGAAUUUCAGACAUUCUCCCAGUACAACCAGGCACUGAUCUCUGGCUGUGUCCAAAUGGAACCGUUGCGCGGCUUGUUACGACUAAUGUUGAGGCACCAACGGCUCCUUCGCCUGGCUUUUUGCUUUCUGGAAAUAUCACAACCAAAAAAAGACAAUGGAAAUUGGACAUAGUGCACUGGCUAGUGAACUUUGGUUUGCAUAUUAAGUCUGUCGACGAAGAACUGUGGGUUGAAGUAGAAGUCUGGGAACCCUUUUUCGCGAGGCUGGCCGGGGAGGCAUGGCGGCAAAGCGAUGAGCCCCAAUCCCCACUCCCUUUGAAACGCAUGCUAUGGCCUGCAAGGUUCUGCUUCAAAAGAACUGCUUCGGAAGCCCGGCCUCUCAUAAAUGAAACUUCCUGGCCUCUGGGCCUUGCAGACGACCCACUCGACUUUGCAGAGCGAUGGCCAUUGGAAACUGAAUUUCUCCAGACAAAUGAUAAUCUAACACCCGCUCGUGUGGUGGAUGAACCUCAAUCAAAAGACGAAGACAUGACUUCGCCUAAAUUUGACAGUUUGGACGGUUUCGAGAGUCUCUCUCGAAUGGCCCAAUACCCCGACUUGCCACCCACCAACUUAGUUUAUCCAACUCCCCCAGAAGGAGCUGCAGCGAUUGGGCUGAACCACGCGAAUCCAAACUUCCAAUUUCCCGAGGAUAGCGACUUCCAACUUUCGCCAGAUGCACAGCAAGAUCUGAAAAAUCACCCCAAUCCCAAGCUUUCUCCCGAGGUUGGCAUUGGAACGGGUCGCUAUGAUGCCAGUGAUGACGAGGAUCUUUUUGGCGAGAUGAAUGAGAGAGAUUUUGGGACGAAUGGAAUCACCGAUGCUGAUUUCAGCUUUUUCGAUGAUCCGGAUUUUGAGGACGUGAACGACGACUCCCCUGCGGUCCCUCAUCAGGAAAAUAUACAGCCCGUUUUGGAAGAAAGCAAGCCUGAGGACUCAGCCGAUCCCGACGAUAUGCUCACCAGCGCUCCACCGGAUACUUCAGAUCUCACCCAAGGCGUGAAUUUGGAGAAACCACCACCCAAGGAGACGCAUCAUAUCUCGGAGCCAGUUGAUGAAUCUAUGGGUCUUGGAUUAUCACCUGGCGUGUCACUGGAUCCCAAAAGUCCAGCCAUUAUCAGCCCCCCGCUAAGCCCCGUGGAAGUAAAAAAGAGACUAUUUCCGGGUGCGAAAACAGAAGACGAUCGAGGACCUCCAGACAGCCGUGCUUUGCAAGGGCACUAUCAUCCCGUAGCUUUCGAAAAGAAACUCGGAGACUGGAAUGAAAAGUAUGGAGCUGCGGGUAAAUUUUGGUUUGCUUCUGGGAGUGGCCUAGAUGCCUCAGAUCGAGCCUCGGAUUCAAUUCCCACAAUUGGGAUCCCCCAUCGAAGUCGAUCUGGGGCCAAUGGUGCUCACACAAAGCUCGCAGGCAAAAACGCUUCGCCUGUCACUUCAAAGAAUGAUUUCGAAGCCCUUGCAGAAUCAGACAGUGAAACCAGUGAUUAUAGUGAUGAGACAUCAUCCGAACAUGCCCCCACCCCAAUCGUGGUCCCAUCUUUGAAGAGAAAGCGGGUAUCUUCUGAGUCCGAUAUUCAAUCCACCGCAUCCCCAGCCAAGUCCGCUGGUGUGCCUGAUGGAAACUCCAACCUGAAAGUUGAGAACUCUACUUUUCUUGGCAAUUUCCUUGCCAACUUCUCGGAUUGGACCUUCAUUGGUUAUUUUUCUGCAUUGCAACCCCAGCAACUUCCCGUUCUUGUGCGGAGAGAAGACCAAAUUCCUAUUGCCCAGCUGUUGGUUGACCAAAUAACACAAUCCUCUCUAGAUCAUCCACUUGGUGGUCGUAUUGGCCUCUUUGGACUUGAAAACGAGGGCUUGACAUGGCGAACUCGCCUCGAAGAAGCCAACUUCCUCGGCGAGGUACUCAAGCUUGACCUCAAGACAUAUGCGUCAUUACCAGAAGAGGGAAGUGCACCCCCUGCCCAACAAGCGCCGAAGGAUUCUCCCAAGGGAUCUAUCUUGAGGAUAGGUGCUCCGCAUGUACGCAUGCGUCGGGGUAAGGAGUACUUGGAGACGCUCCCUCCUGCGGUUUCUUUCUGGGAUACAUUUGGUCUCGAGCCUGCUCAUGGACCAAAAAAUAUAUCUGCCUACUGCAUUCACCCUUAUGUUGCGACCAAAGCAGCCGAUGCAUUUUUAAACCGUUUCGGGCUUCACUAUCAGAGUUGCAACCUAGGAAGCCACAUUAGAGGGGACAAGUCAAUUGGUUUUGAGAAUGGACUUCGAUCAUGGGAUUCCGAGUCAUUUAGCUACGCUUCCAUGAUGCAAUCUUUGAAGAGUCUAUGUGAAGAACUCGGAACCGAUCUAUCUCAAUACUCACCCAGCACAGAAAACUGUGUCGUCUAUAUCGUUAAUCCGUUCCCUCACUCCGCAGCACUUACUGAUAUCUGUGCCGCCUUCUGGAAUCUCUUCCAACAAAUGGCCGCCGAUGUCGAUCGUCAGCAGGGCCAGCCAAUCAAUGAGGUUGCGCUGCAGAUUAUUCCGAUGGAGUUCAUCAUGUCUGAAGACUCUAUGGUAGUGCCUCCUCAGACGGAUUAUCUGAACCUAGCUCUGGAAGUUUACAGUCGCUGCCGCCCGAAUGACUCAGACUUGAGCCUAUUGCUUGGUGCCCCAGCGCUCCUUUUGGCUGAUCCUAUACCAAAGGCCAUCAAUUUCCGCCUUGCACCCGACAAGGGAUCCCCUCUGCAGGAUGGGCGAAGUCUCCAUAUCGCGUACUCCAAAAGCUCAGAUCAACGAUGGCUGUCUGUAGCAUGGUCUGAUAGUAGCGGCAGUCUCCAAACAAGCAUGUCCUAUUGUCUGCGUUAUCGCAACCGGGGUACAGCUAGGCCAAUCUCAGAAGUGCGAAAUGAGAUAUGGGCUACCACACGACAUAUCAUAGAAAAAUUCCAGGCUCAAUGGAAAGUCAUCCUAGUAAACACCGAACCCAUCGAUCCGGAUGAAGUGGAAGCCUGGAGCAACUUGGCCGAGCAACAGAUUAAGCUUCGGCCAGGGUCCAUGGAGUUGAUUAUCAUGGCUAUCAACACCGUUCCCGACCUGGUACUUGAAACAGCUGCCUCUCAACUGAAUUCCCAUAUUCUCUACCCACAUUUUUCCUCCACCCCCGCCUCAACCCCGAACCCAAGUGUCAGCAUUGCUUCGCCUGAGCAGACUGGCAACGCCCUCACACCUAACGCAGCGUACAACGCACCCACCCCAACGGAGCUUUCCCUUGAACCCGACUCGGAUGUCGUAUUAAUUGAUGUCGCCGAUGAGUCUUGGGCAGUUACUCUAACUCAUCGUCUUAACAGUUCUCCACACGUCACCGAAUUCCGCCCUGCGCUGGCUAGCGGAUAUCUUCUUCGCCGCAGGGGCACCACCGAUGGCGACGGCGUGUUCACGAUGACCGCCAAUCUUAUUUAUUCACAGCGGCCUGCUUCAUCUCACGAAGCUCUCCUUAGGGAGAUCUUGGGGAUGUACCGGGAUCUCGCAUCCCUGGCCCGUGCAAGAGGCAUGCGCAGCGUCCAAGGUAACACGUUGCCUUGGCAUGUUGCCACAGCUUUACGCGCUCAGGAGCUUCUCAGUUAUGUUUUAUAA
This is a messenger RNA of Penicillium verhagenii, 4380 nucleotides long. RefSeq lists its product as uncharacterized. Gene Ontology annotation, biological process: regulation of transcription by RNA polymerase II. The transcript is spliced from 5 exons. Gene Ontology annotation, molecular function: transcription coregulator activity. NCBI's taxonomy places the organism in Eukaryota, Fungi, Ascomycota, Eurotiomycetes, Eurotiales, Aspergillaceae. Gene Ontology annotation, cellular component: mediator complex. The coding region runs from base 1 to 4380 and encodes 1459 amino acids. The record is from RefSeq and is a predicted model, not a curated record.